This is a messenger RNA of Strongylus vulgaris, 249 nucleotides long. The record is from the annotation of a GenBank genome assembly. Lineage: Eukaryota; Metazoa; Nematoda; Chromadorea; Rhabditida; Strongylidae.
GUGUUUGUUAGGGAACGUUCUGUAUGUCUCCUAGAUGGCUCAUGCGUCGACAUAUUCGAUAACAUCGAAGGUGGAGAAAAAUAUGUGGUUGUUCGCGAGAUUGGCACGGGACCUAUACGACUGUCUACUAUGUUGCUGAAAACGCCAAAAGGCCUUACUGCAGACAAGAUGGACACAACUAAAUGGGAAUUCGACAACGUAUCCCCGAAACUGGAUAAUUACGUAACAACAAUGAUAGGCAAACACUGA